AUGGGGAGGGAUGAUAGAGAUGCCUUCUACGCCUGUGACUUGGGGAUGUGCUUAAAAACACCUGCGCUGAUGAGGGCCCUGCCUCAUGUCACUCCUCUUUCUUAUGCUGUCAAAUGCAAUGACAGUCGGGCCAUAAAAACACUGGUUUCCCUGGGAACUGGAUUUGACUCAAGUAGCAAGACAGAGCUUGAGCUGGUUCUGUCUCUGGGGGAUCCAAGCAGAAUCAUCUAUGCCAACCCUGUAAGGCAAAUUUCUCUUACAUCAAGUACAAGGCCCGCCCAUGGGGUCCAGAUGAUGACAUUUGAUAGUGAAGCAGAACUCAUGAAAGUGGCCCGUCAUGACAAUGCCAAACUAAAGGUAGUAAAGCUCGCCUGAGUGUGGUAAGUUUGGGGCCUCCGGGCCAAAUCUUGUCGAGGUCUUCUGGAGCGGGCUAAAGAACUGGGACUGAACGUGAUCGGUGUCAGCUUCCAUGUUGGCACUGGUUGUACUGAUCCGAUGGCCUACAUGCAGGCCAGCGAUGCUCGCUGUGUUUUCCAUAUGGGCGAUGAGUCUGGCUUCAACAUGGAUCUCUUGGACAUUGGUGGUGGUUUCCUGGUUCUGAUGAUGCUGGACCUAAAUUUGAAGAGGAAAGAUAUCACGGAUGUAAUCCACUCUGCCCUGGACAAGUAUUUCGCUGACUCUGGGGUUAAGGUCAUCGGUGAGCCAGGAUCCUUUUAUGUAGCUUCUGCUUUCACACUGGUUGUCAAUAUCAUUGCCAAGAAGGUCAUCAUGGACUCAACUCUGAUGGAAGACAAAGAGACCAAUGACAGGACUAUGAUGUACUAUAUCAAUGAUGGAGUGUAUGGAACUUACAUUUACACUCUUUCACCAUACGCCACUCCUGUUCCGGCGCUGCACAAGAAGCCAAAGCCAGAUGAGAUCAUGUACCCCUGCAGUAUCUGGGGCCCAACUUGUGAUGGUCUUGAUCGCAUUGUUGAGCAGUGUAACCUGCCUGACAUGCAAGUGGGCGACUGGCUGGUCUUUGAAAACAUGGGUGCCUACACCGUGGUUACCUCCUCCACCUUCAAUGGUUUCCAAAGACCUGGCAUUCACUAUGUCAUGUCCCGUCCUGCUUGGCAACACAUGCAGCAGAUUUGUUUGCAGGGGAUGCCAGCUCCUGCAGAGGAGUUUCACCUGUUUGAAGUAUCAACCUAGAGAGCAGCUUAUGAUGCACCUAAGUUACAUUCCUGGCUAGUAACUCACAAGGAGGUUAACUAUUAAAACACAGGGAAUCGAACAGCA
Hippoglossus stenolepis (Pacific halibut) is the source of this 1281-nucleotide messenger RNA. RefSeq names its product ornithine decarboxylase. Gene Ontology annotation, cellular component: cytoplasm. NCBI's taxonomy places the organism in Eukaryota, Metazoa, Chordata, Actinopteri, Pleuronectiformes, Pleuronectidae. The record is from RefSeq and is a predicted model, not a curated record. Gene Ontology annotation, molecular function: ornithine decarboxylase activity.